AUGAGUCAGGAACCUGAAAAUACUUCUGAUUAUAAUUCUAAUCAAGUUAAUGAUGCUGAUUCUUACAGAGACUACCAGCCUAGUUUACCUCACACAGACUCUCAAAUAUCCCAAGCAUCGACCAUUACCGGUAUGGAUCAGUAUAGUGGGAUUGAAGACGAUGAUGAGAGUCAUAAGGACAUUAAUAGUGACAUUGAUAAUAAGUUAGAUGAGUUAAUUGGCCUUCGAGUUAGUGGCUCUUCAUAUGACCCUCUCAGUGAAAGAGAAAGCGACAGAGGGUAUUAUGACGAACAUCAUAAGUCAUUCAUUAAUGGAAGUCAGCCGUUUUACAGUAGCAAUGGAAUAUUUAAUCAUGAUAACCAUGAAUCUGCGGAGGAUAUUGAAAUGAUGAAUAAUGGUUCAUCACGAUAUGAAUCUGAUAGUGAAAGUGGUCCACAAUCAAGUAAGCGAAUUAAAAGAAAAAAGCUGGACGAAAUCUUAAGGCGUGAAGACGGAGAGACCGAUAUGGAUGAUGAAACAAUGACAGAUGCUGAUCAAGAACUAGAACAAGAGACUGUCUUUCCUCCAAUACAAGAGGGUUUGUGUGUUGAAUGCCGAGAUCAGGAAGCUUCAUUCUUCUGUGAACAGUGUAAUGAAGACUUUUGUGAAGUAUGUUUUGCCAUGAUUCAUCGCACAGGAAGUCGGCGGAAUCAUACCAAAAAAAAUCUGAAAAAUGAACAAAGCAGUGAUACACUAGGAAAUAGCUCACAAGGUGUUGAACCUAUUUCGAAGCAAACUUCAAACGGUUAUACGAGCUUUGAAGAAACGUCUUUUGACGAUCCGGAUGUCGAAUCCAAAAUGACUUCGUUUGGCUCAUCAAGAGACGAUAUGGCAUCCGGAAAACGUUUAGUGGAAC
Messenger RNA from Dentiscutata heterogama, 895 nucleotides. The record is from the annotation of a GenBank genome assembly. Lineage: Eukaryota; Fungi; Glomeromycota; Glomeromycetes; Diversisporales; Gigasporaceae.